UUGUCUUCUCCAUGUUCACACAUUCCAGAGAAGCUGGGGUCUAUUCUGGUCUCGUUAUCAGAAGCACAGUCAGAGCUGCUGGAUGCCUCCGUCUGUCUCACUGUGUCCUCGUCAAAUACAAGGAAGCAGCAAAGAGAGAAGCCAGCAGCGCUCUGUUCCACCAGCUGCCUGAGACUCUGGAGACGCUGCAUGUUAAAGAGGUUACCGAGCUGCAGAGCGAGAACAAGUACAAGGAGAGCGGGAAGAGGUUGAUGUCGUCCAGUUUGUACGCUCAGCUGCCGCAGACGGCCGAGACGCAGCUCGCCGCCAAGAUGUCGGACCUGCAGAGUGAGAGCAAAUACAGAGAGGACGGGAUCAGGAGCCUCGCUCAGAGCUUCUACUCUCAGCUGCCGGAGACGGCCGAGACCCAGCUCGCCAGAACGGUCUCUGAGCUGCAGAGCGGGGCCAAGUACAAGGAGGCGAGCAGGAAGGAGGCGAGCAGCUGUCUGUACCAUCAGCUCCCUGAAACUCUGGAGACUCAGCAUGCGAAGGAGGCGGCUGAGCUGCAGAGUCAGGUGAAGUACACAGAAGGGAAGAAAGAGCUGAGCACCAACCUGUACUCUCUGCUGCCGGAGACGGAGGAGAUGAAGUUAGCGAAAGCCGCCAUGGAGCUGCAGAGCGAGAACAAAUACAAGCAGAAAGGCCGACAGGAGAUCAGCAACAGUGUUUUCCAUCAGAUGCCAGAAACCAAAGAGAUGGAGUUUGCGAAGCAGAUGUCUGAACUUCAGAGUGAGACCAAGUACAAGAAAGACAAAGAGGAUCUGCCCAACUCUCUGUUCUCGCUGCUGCCGGAAACUCUGCACACUCAGUUUGUCAGAGAGAUGAAUGAGACGCACAGCGAGAGCAAAUACAAGGAGGCCGGUAAGAAGGAGCUGGAGAACAGUUUGUAUUCUCUGCUGCCUGAGACCAAAGAAACUCAACAUGCCAAGGAGCAAACUCAGCUGCACAGUGAGAAAGCGUACAGGGAGGAGGGUAAGAAGGACGCCGGCUGCAGUCUGUACGCCCUGAUGCCCCAAACCAUCGAGACCGUCUUCGCUAAAGAGCAGAGCAAGACGCAGAGCGAUGUGAGUCACGUCUUCUGUUUUAAAAGAGACAUGAGAUGUUUCACAAUGUUAAAGAAACAGAACAAUGAUUCCUGGAUCCUUCCAGCUGGUUUGCUGCUGAUCUGUAGCGUUCGUACAAACUAACGCUCUAGCGCUCGU
Molecule: messenger RNA, 1241 nt
Organism: Paralichthys olivaceus (Japanese flounder)
Lineage: Eukaryota; Metazoa; Chordata; Actinopteri; Pleuronectiformes; Paralichthyidae
Source: RefSeq, a predicted model, not a curated record